AUGGCGGCGUGGUCGGCGGACGGUGGCGAACAGGCGGCGGCGAACAUCAAGCCGGGAGAGGCCGGAGGCGGCAGCGACUCUGCCAGCUGCUACCUCCAGAAGUUCCGCCUCUACGAGACGCGAUCGGUAAGCACCGGCGAGGGAUCGACUGGAAUCAGACCAGCCAGCCCAUCGAAAGAAGGCCCAUCCUCAUCCUCAUCCUCCCCCACUCAUCAUCCUCUGCUCUGAUUGGUGUGGAUCCUCCUGUUCUUCUGUUCCCCUGGGCGGACCAAUUCUCUCACAAACUCCUCUCUCUGUCUCUCGGGGGGCCGCUCCCUGCUGCAGAACUUCUACAUGAUCGGAAUGGACAAGAGCAGGACGCUGUGGAAGGUGCUGAAGAUCGACAGGCUGGAGCCGUCCGAGCUGAACAUCCGCGAGGACUCCACCACAUACUCCGACAGGGAGUGCCAGGACCUCCUGAAGCGGAUACACGAAGGGAACAGGGCCACCGGCGGCCUGCGGUUCGUCACCAACUGCUACGGCAUCGUCGGUGAGCGCCGCCCCACGAAUUCGACUCCGCCGUGAAAUCGCCGGCCUAGGCCGGCGGAGAAGUCUCAACCCGCCUUCCUUCCUUCCUUGCCAGGGUUCGUCAAGUUCCUGGGACCGUACUACAUGCUGCUCAUUACGAAGAGGAGGAAGAUUGGAGCCAUUUGCGGUCACACCGUCUACGCCAUCACCAAGAGCGAGAUGUUUGCGCUUCCAAAUUCCGCUGUGCGGCUUGAUAUGGCUAACUCUAAGAUGGAAAACAGGUCUUUAGCGCCCGCCCCCCCCCCCACCACAUGUAAAUGUGUACUGCCCCGCUGUACAUCUAGUGGAGGGUGGCCACUGCGAGUUCCUUGAGACACAGCACUGCACUAAGUUCAUGUGUACCUGAGAACUGGAAAGUGCAAAGGGUGGAAGUUUUUAUUUUUAUUUUUAUUUUUUUUAUUUAAAUUAGUUCAUCUUACUGGGCAGUCGGCAGAAUAGUUGAUCUAGAAAUGUUUGCAUAGUGGGUAUGAAGCUUGUGCUCAAAAUGGCUGCAUAACUAGGAAAUUAUCAGGACACCUCUUUUCAUAUUCAUCAUAAUCCUCCUUUCGGGAUGGUUGGGUGCCCGAAAAGGGGUCAGAACUGUACACACAUGGGCUUUCAUUUCGUAGAUGAACAAGGGACUCGGUGUAUAAGAAAUCCUAGUUCCAUUGCAUAUGGGUCUUCACGUUGUUCUGUGUUCCUGUGGAAUGGGGCAGUAAAUUUGUUGAAGCUUGCUUGCUUGGUUUUUUUUUUUUUUUCUUUUCUUUUCUCUCCUUGCACUGGCUACUCUUUUAUUUAUUUAUUUAUUUAUUUAUUUAUCUGUUUUCACAGAUGUUUCCUCCCUCUUUGGCCAGAUGUAUCAGAUGGGAAUUCACACCUGUUUCAUUUUGUUCUCCUCUUGUUUUGGAUGAUGGUGUAGAUACAAGAAGCUCCUCUGCAAUGUGGAUCUCACCAGGGACUUCUUUUUCAGCUACUCAUAUCAUGUUAUGCGUAGCCUUCAGAAGAAUUUGUGCGAUGGGCAGACUGGGCAGGUUGUGUACGACACCAUGUUCGUCUGGAAUGAAUAUCUGACCCGCGGGAUAAGGAAUCACGUGAAAAACACUCUCUGGACGGUAGCAUUGGUGUACGGCUUCUUCAAGCAGGUGGUAGUUUUGUCCCUUCUUUCUUCCUUCUUCUUCUUCUUCUUCUUCUUCUUCUUAUUCUUCCUCCUGUAUUUCGCUUGUUUUGAAUGAGUAAGAGGUGGUUUCUCCAUGCCUGAAUAUUUCUAUCUUACUCUUCAUGCUGCCUGCGUUUUGCCUUGAUUGAAGCUGCUUCAUACUAUCACCAAUUUUUUGUUUUGAAAUGUCUGGCCUUGCCUGCAAUCUUUGCGUGUGUAGGCCAAGCUCUCGGUAUCCGGCAAGGACUUCAAGCUGACCCUGAUCGCCAGGCGCUCACGCCAUUAUGCUGGCACCAGGUUGCACAAGUUUUUGUGUUUUAAUUGCUCUUACCACAUGGUGUUCAUAAAAGAACCGGUGCGCUCAACCCAUUUCUUUCCCUCGGUCCUGGUUCUGGCUCUGUUUCGAUCCCAGGUACUUAAAGCGCGGCGUAAAUGAGAAGGGUAGAGUGGCCAAUGACGUUGAGACGGAGCAGAUUGUGUUUGAAGACACCCCAGGAGGGGGCCAACCAAACCAGAUAAGCUCUGUUGUUCAGAACAGGGGUUCUAUACCCCUAUUCUGGUCUCAGGAAACGUCUCGGCUGAAUAUUAAGCCCGACAUAAUCCGUAAGCUCCCUCGAUCGACCCCUUGUUCCUCUUGACGCGCUUCACAACUUCCCAUCCUUAACUACCCAUUCUGCCUCUCUCGUUAAAAUAUCCAGUGCACAGGAAGGAUGAGACCUAUGAGGCCACGCGGCUCCACUUUCAGAACCUUGUAAGGAGAUAUGGAAACCCAAUCAUCAUUUUGAAUCUGAUCAAGGUACUUUCAUUUCCUCAGAGCUUUCGCUUUUAAUUCCAAUAUCUUUGUAUUAAAAGCAAUGAUAUUGGUAUUAAAAAACAAUAUCAUUGUGGGCGUAUCCUUGAUUCCUAUUUACCCAAGAGGAUCUCAAGCUCAUAGGGUCCUCUAUGAUCCGUUUGACACAGACUCAGGAAAAAAGGCCCCGAGAGUCCAUUUUACGUGCUGAAUUUGCUAAUGCGAUUGAUUACAUAAAUCAAGAAUUGUCAGAGGAGAACCAUCUGAGGUUCUUACACUGGGAUCUUAACAAGCAUUCCAGAAGGUACCACGCCCUUUGGCUUUUCCCCUCUGCAAUCCUGUCCAUGGAAGCGCCCAGAAGUUUUUUUUCUUUUCUAUAAUCCGAAUGUUAACUAUCCGGUGCAUGUUUCUGACCCAAUGAAAUCAUCAUCUGUUCCAGCAAAGCGACCAACGUACUGGCAACGCUGGGCAGAGUGGGGGCGUAUGCUUUAGAUUUAACAGGUUUCUUUUUCUGCCAAGUAAGACCAUCAUUGAGGAUUGAGGGCGCUAUGAGAUGGCCUGUCCUUGAGUAAGUAGGACUUUUCUUCCCCACCCAUUAUUGCGUUUUAUACUUUUUUUGUGUUUAUCUGUGUUUUAUUUUUUCUUAGAGGGUUUUCUGGUGUCUCUCAUCUCGCAGUCAUGCUUAAUUCAGGCUGCAUUUUUUUUUAAUUUAUUUUUUGGGUCGGAGGCAGUGUGGACGAGGGUUGAAUCCCCAAGAUUGAAAUUAUUAAUAUUUUUUCUUGCUCUCCCUAACAAGGGGCCCCAUCUCAUGGAAACUUUCUGAAAGAUGGGGUUCUUUUACAUGGGUUGAUGACCAGCAUCUGGCCUAUCGUGGCAUGCCCAUCUGACUGGAAGUUUUGGUAAGAUCAGUAUCCAUUUUAUCUGGUCAGAGAAAUGGCAAAGUAAUUGGCUACGAGAAAUGCUCUUCUUGAUAGAGACUUGCGGGUGAAUAGCUUUUAUAUUUCUUUAAUUUUAAGUUUGAGGGAGUUAUGCCGAGCAGUUUGCCAACACUUUUUUGUACGAGGGAUUUAGUCGCCUUCUAACCAUGCAUUUGUUACAUGUGCAAUUUUUUUAUCUGGACGGGAAAAGGCCAUCUGAGUUAUGUGAUGCUUACAUGCAUUAGCUUUCUUGUGCGCUCAUCGUGCUCCUGUCGACCUUACCUUAGUGAGAGGGAGAUGCCGUAACUCCAUUCUGUUUGCUUGUCGCAUGAGCAUCACUUGAAUCUUCCUCUCUCAUUUGCCAAGCGUAUUCCUUGCUCAUCUCCCAAACCCCCCACCAAUCCUGAGUUUUCAUCAAGAUGGCUAUUUCCAACAACAGACUCUUUGCUUUUGGCUGUCGAUGCUGAAACAUUUAUAGUACGAUAUUUGUGUUUUAAAUGGCUUUAGGUCUUCGAUACAUCAAUCUCAUUCUUAGGGUUUUUUUUUUUUUCAAAAGAGUCCACCUCUCCUUUUUAUGAUCAGAUGGAAUGCCCUCUCCACUGAAAAAUAAUUGACAAAAAUGAUUUUUUGAGGUCUUCAGUGCAGAUCCAAUGCUCGUGAUUGUCCAAAUUUUCUUAUUCGUGCAGAUUUUCGAAACAUGAGGCUAUCAAGACUGCUGCAUUUCUCACUUGGCGUGCCUUGAGGCAUAUUUUGACUGUCUUUUGUUCCUUUGGUGGUGUCAUAUAACGUGUCUGGCCGCAUAUCUGCUGUUCCACUAUUUGCACAUAAAAUAAUUUGCUCUGGGCAUUACUUGUGCCUUUUUUGACGCAGGAAGGAGGACGGCAAUAAUUGGCCAUCAGAGAGUCUGAAAUGCAAUGGCACAGUUGAUGUUGACAUCUCAAGAACUGAAGUUGAGGACCAUAACAGAGGACAUAAUGAGAGCGUUUCCGUCAAGCUGCCGCUUUUCCAGAAGGGUGUCCUUCGUACCAACUGCAUAGACUGCUUGGACCGCACAAAUGUGGCUCAAUAUGCAUUUGGCUUAGCUGCACUUGGACGUCAGCUUCAUGCACUUGGUUUCAUGGAUGAACCAAAGGUUGAUCUAGAUGCACCUCUGGCCGACGACUUGAUGAGAUGUUAUGAGACAAUGGGUGAUACGCUUGCACUGCAGUAUGGCGGUUCUGCGGCUCACAACAAGGUAAAUUGUCUUGAUGAACUCUUUUAUUUGCAUAAUGAUGAUUCAAAGAUGAAUUUUCUCGUUGAGUUUGGCUGUUGACUGUUAAAUUCUUUGGUGUUCUUGCCAUUGCCAAAUUGUCCCCUUCGUUUUUACUUGUCUGGACUGUUUAACUGAGCAUGCAGCUCUUAAUUUAUAAUGUUAAAGUGGGCAAGAUUGCAUUUGCUUUCUCUUCGUAAAUGAAAUUAGAUCCGUGAAUUCAAAACCACGGGGUUGUGUGAUGGUUCUCCUCUGUUUUUCACAAAAAUAGCUGAGGCAACUUUCCUGAUCUUUCGUUCAAAGGUCUUCAUCACCCUGAAGCAUGUUUGUGGCAAUUUGCUUGAACUUCUUUCCAAUAGGUUCAAACGUCGACCUUUCCUUUGUUACUUAACCAACCGUGAUUCCUGCUAGGCUAGUUAGUGUGGGAUGUUCAUGCUUUAGAGAGGAAUAGCUGCUAACGCCUAUACGAUAUUCUGGUUGAAUAUUGUGCCAUUUUGUUUUUUUUUCUUUUCCAAACCGUUCAUUUCUCUCGGUUAUGCUCUUCAGAAUGUUCGUUUAGUGCAUACAAAAUUGCUUUACGCAUUUUUGGAGAGUUAUUUCUAGCGUCUUGGGUUGGAUUAAACUGAGAUAACCAUUGAGAAUGUCAUAUUUAAAAUAUUCAGUGCUGUGUAUCUUUUGUUAUUUGGAUUAAAUUCGUAGUGUGAAAUAGUUGGAAAUGCCUUGUAGCCAUUCAGAUACAUGGUUCUUUGGACUUGAAAAAAAAAAAACCCAGAGAUUUCUGAUGACUAUGGGUAUUUUUUUAAUAAAAGCUGUUCCAUUAACACUAAAAGAUGGAUCUAAACCUCAAGCUGUCAUCCGAAAAUUGACAGAAGUUUGAUCUUUAGCGCGGAACUUCAGGAAACAGAGGCUAAGGAUCUAUUGCAGCAAUUGGCCCAACUGGUGUGCUUCAGCCUAAGCCGCCUUUGUUGUUGCACUGUCUUUGGCUUCCAAGGGUAUCGAUUAGAGAUGCCUGCAUCUAAUCACAAUCAGCAAGCUCUGGUUCUUCAGACUAUUCUGUAUUGAGUUUAUUCAGAUUUAUGCAUUCUUAUUUACUUGAAAUAACAUCAAAUGAUGGUUAUUACCUUGUUUGAGCUUUCAAGGUUCAUCAUCUGAAUCUUGAAUAUCUUAGAAAUUUGGCUGCGGGAAGUCGAUCUCCUUCCUCAAAGCUCAAUUGUGCAACAACUUCAAUCCUCAUAACUUCUGAUGCCCAGAUAUUCUGUGAAAGAAGAGGCCAAUGGAAGGCGGCCACCCAGUCUCAGGAGUUCUUCAGGACGCUGCAACGGUAUUACAGCAAUGCCUACAUGGAUGCUGAGAAGCAAGAUGCAAUUAAUGUGUAAGAUUUCGUUUCCUUGUGCAAUGAAUCUGAUUUUCACUCAGCGGAUAACGCCAAAUCGAUCUGAUUUGCUUCUAAAGCUUGGGAUUUCGUUGAGAGCUCGCUUCAUGUCCAUGCAGGUUUCUGGGGCACUUCCAGCCUCAACCGGGAAAACCUGCCCUCUGGGAGCUGGACUCUGACCAGUAUUACAACGUAGGGAGGCGAGGAUUUCCCGACGAAAAUUCAUGGUAAUAAUACUUUUGUAUUCAGAAUUUUGUGUACGAAUAUAUGAAUAUAUAUAUAUAUAUAUUACACCGUGGAAAUUGAACGAACAUUUCCAUAAAAUCCUUUUGGUGAUCUACUGUGCCCACUGUGCAUUGUGAAUUCGCCAGUAGCCUCUUCCUUUUUGUCCUGAGAAAAUCACAUGGGAUAUCGCAUCAUCCAUCGGUGACUAUGUCACAAAUUAUUUCAGAGAGAAAGAUCCAAUCUUUCUGUUUGUCGAUGGAGGAGAGAAUGGAGAUGAAACCAAUGGGCACCUUGCAUUGCUAUCGACUGCUUCGCGUUCGAAUUUUUCAUACUGAAACGUGAAUACUUGACUUGUCAUUUCAGGUCAUUUGUUAAGAGAUCCCUUUCGGACGGCAAUAUCCUAUGCGAGAGCAACACGCCCGUGUCGAACACCAAUGGUGGAAAGAAGAGGAUCCUUGGCUCGGUGCUCUCUGACAGCAUCUCUGAUUCAACCACGGAGAUCUCGACCUGCGGAAACGAUAUAAUGUGUUCUCGGUAGGUUCAUCCCUUUGGUGUUUCUCUGUCAGGUUGUCAUUUCUCCACCAUCUUGCUAGAAAAAUUGUCUUCUCUUUGGUGUUCAUGACUUGUUCUAAUGGCGACGUCUUGUAGAUUCACCCCCUGCAUGGUCGGCAGGCAGCUGUUUCCCGACAAUAAGCACUUCUACUUGGGCGAGAAUUGCACCGACGCAUCGAACUGUUCAAAUUUUCUCGACCUUGAUUGCCUCUCAUCCUCUGGAAACUCAUGCGAAGAGGAGACUUUUGACAGGUGAGCCUGGGGCUUAACACUUGGGUCAAGAAGGUAGGGAGGGAGGGAGCUGGAGUGGUCUGGGGAGGAUUGGUCACUGCCUAAGCGUUGACCUCCGUGAAUGUAGGUUCUCUCUCAUGAACAUGCCUGUUGAGACACUCUCAUCUGAGAAUGUCACCAAUAUCACACCUGCGGAGGCGACUCUGAGUGAGGACGGAUCCAGCAUUAAGGUGAGUCGGUGGUAUGGACCGUCGAAACAGGGGGCGGGCCGCCAGCUCUUUCCAUAAUAUCUCAUUCGAGGUUUCAUCCUCGUAUUUCUCGGAGACCCAGAGCUUGGAUCUAUUAGGAGAGAGAGAGAAAGCUACUCUGACCUCACCCUCGUCGUGUCUGCUGGCUGAACUUCUAUCCGCUACAGCUUUCGCAGGAAAGGAACUCAACGGACAUAAAGCUUCCGUUCGGAGCGCCCAGAAAAUUGGACAAAAGCUCAGAAUUCCCUGA
Molecule: messenger RNA, 7536 nt
Organism: Spirodela intermedia
Lineage: Eukaryota; Viridiplantae; Streptophyta; Magnoliopsida; Alismatales; Araceae
Source: the annotation of a GenBank genome assembly